AUGGACGCCGCUGCUGGCACUGCUCUAUAUCCUCUGCAUCGAUGCAAAACCAUAUACCUGGUGAGGCAUGCCCAGGGUGUUCAUAAUGUGGAAGGCCACAAGGAUGUUAGGGCAUACCUGUCACCUGCGCUGCUUGAUGCCCAACUAACCCCUCUGGGCUGGAGCCAAGUUGAUUGCCUUCGAGAGCAUGUGACAAAAUGUGGACUAGCAAAAAAGAUUGAGUUGGUUAUUACUUCGCCUUUAUUGAGGACUAUGCAAACUGCAGUAGGGGUCUUUGGUGGUGGGAGCUAUACUGAUGGAGUAAGUGGAUCGCCGUUGAUGGUAGAAGGUGCUGGACACAGUGGACGUCAGGCAAUUUCAAGUUUAAACUGCCCACCAUUUCUUGCACUUGAGGCCUGCAGGGAGCGCUUGGGUGUUAAUCCCUGUGACAAGAGGAGCAGCAUAACAAAAUGCCGCACUCUCUUUCCCGCCAUCGAUUUUUCCUUGAUAGAGAAUGAUGAAGAUGUGCUCUGGGAACCAGAUGUCAGAGAAACACGUGAGUCUCUUGCUGCUAGGGGCAUGAAGUUCAUUGAUUGGUUAUGGACAAGAGAAGAGAAGGAGAUAGCCAUUGUUAGCCAUUGGGGUUUCUUACGUCACACCUUAAACAUGUACGGUAAAGAGUGUCAUCCAACCGUAAGAGAGGAACUGACCAAGCAGUUUGCCAACUGUGAGCUCCGGUCGAUGGUGUUGGUCGACCGAAGGAUGCUUGGAUCCGAUACCCGUACUUGCAAUUUCCCUGGGAUGGACGUUGACGAAGCUAGCAAGAACUGAGCUCGUUGAGAGCACAUGGAUGUCUUCUCUUAUUAAACCCCAGUUCUGGCUGACAAUUACUGUAUAUAAAAUAACAAGCCAAUCAAAUACUACGAGAGAGAAAUAAAAUGCCAAGUAAGCAUGCUGUUUGUCUUGUCGAUCUCAGGGUAAAGUUGAU
Molecule: messenger RNA, 967 nt
Organism: Lolium rigidum
Lineage: Eukaryota; Viridiplantae; Streptophyta; Magnoliopsida; Poales; Poaceae
Product: phosphoglycerate mutase-like protein 1
Exons: 9
Coding region: 1-810 (269 amino acids)
Cellular component (GO): cytoplasm
Molecular function (GO): phosphatase activity
Source: RefSeq, a predicted model, not a curated record